AGCCGCCGCCGUCGCCGAAGAGGGAGCGCAGCUCUGCACGGUCGCUCGCCAUGUCCGUGCCUCGGCCGUCACGCGCCGCACUGCUGCUGCUCGUCCCGCUCCUCGCCCUCUCCGCUGGCGCCUCCGACGUGGUGGAGCUCAGUGACGCCGACUUCGAGAGCGGCCUGGCCGAGCGCCCAGGACUGGUGCUCGUGGAGUUCUUCGCGCCCUGGUGCGGGCACUGCAAGCGGCUGGCGCCGGAAUAUGAGGCGGCUGCGACCAGACUGAAGGGGAUCGUCCCGCUCGUGAAGGUUGACUGUACAGCAAAUUCAAACACCUGCAACAAGUAUGGAGUCAGUGGAUAUCCCACCCUGAAGAUUUUUCGAGAUGGCGAAGAGUCAGGAACCUAUGAUGGACCCAGGACAGCAGAUGGAAUUGUCAGUCAUCUCAAGAAACAGGCGGGACCUGCUUCAGUGGCUCUCAGUUCUGUGGCUGAUUUUGAGAAGUUCAUUGGUGAUAAAGACGCUUCUGUAGUGGGCUUCUUUAGAGAUGCUUCUGGCGAUGCUUAUUCUGAAUUCAUGAAAGCUGCCAACAACUUAAGAGACAACUACCGUUUUGCACACACCAGUGAGGAGCAGUUGGUGCAGAAGUAUGAGGAAGAUGGAGAGGGUGUAGUCCUGUACCGACCUUCACGGCUGGCAAACAAGUUUGAGGACAGCACUGUCAAGUACACUGAAGACAAAAUCACCAGUGCAAAGAUCAAGAAAUUUAUCCAGGAGAAUAUCUUUGGUAUCUGUCCACAUAUGACUGAAGACAACAAAGACUUGAUCCAAGGGAAGGACUUGUUGGUGGCAUACUAUGAUGUGGACUAUGAGAAGAAUGCAAAGGGCUCCAACUACUGGCGCAACCGAGUUAUGAUGAUUGCAAAGAAGUUCUUGGAUGCUGGUCACAAACUGUCAUUUGCUGUUGCUAGCCGGAAAACCUUUGGCCAUGAGCUGUCAGAAUUUGGUCUAGACAACAGCGUGGGUGAGGCUCCUGUUGUUGCCAUCAGAACAGCUAAAGGAGAUAAAUUUGUCAUGCAGGAAGAAUUCUCCCGUGAUGGAAAGGCUCUGGAGAGAUUCUUGCAAGAUUACUUUGAUGGCAACUUGAAAAAGUACCUGAAAUCAGAGCCUGUCCCUGAAAACAACGAUGGCCCUGUGAAGGUGGUGGUUGCUGAGAACUUUGAUGAAAUUGUUAAUGCAGAAGACAAAGAUGUCCUGAUAGAGUUUUAUGCACCCUGGUGUGGCCAUUGCAAGAAUCUGGAGCCCAAAUACAAAGAGUUGGGAGAGAAGCUCAGUAAAGAUCCCAAUAUUGUCAUUGCCAAAAUGGAUGCUACAGCCAAUGAUGUGCCUUCUCCAUAUGAAGUCAGAGGCUUCCCCACCAUCUAUUUCGCUCCAGCUGGCAAGAAGCAAAGUCCAAAGAAGUAUGAGGGUGGCAGAGAAGUGAGUGACUUCAUCAGCUACUUGAAGCGGGAGGCAACCAGCACUCCUGUGCUGCAGGAGGAAGAUAAAGCCAAGAAAUCCAAGAAGAAGGCAAAGGAGGAUUUGUAAAGUACCCACUCACCAUCGUGUCAGGAUGGGCUCUGUGUGAAUUGGGGAAGCACUGGGCAGACUGGGGCCAGUUCUGGGGUGUGAGAGCCAAUGACUACGCGGGCUGAGGGGCUCCAGCUGCUGUGUCUAGUUCUGUUUAAUUUCCUGCUGCCUCUUAGCUGCACUGUUGUGGGGCUCCCCAGAUUGGUUUGUUUUGUGGUUUGGGAGGGGGUGGGGAGGGUAGGGUCAUUUUCUAAUUUUUUUUUUUUGUACAUUUGGAGAAGUGAAACAAUAAAAUGACCCCCUUAAA
This is a messenger RNA of Gallus gallus (chicken), 1857 nucleotides long. RefSeq names its product protein disulfide isomerase family A member 3 (gene PDIA3). The record is from RefSeq and is marked validated. NCBI's taxonomy places the organism in Eukaryota, Metazoa, Chordata, Aves, Galliformes, Phasianidae. Gene Ontology annotation, molecular function: protein disulfide isomerase activity. Gene Ontology annotation, cellular component: cell surface; endoplasmic reticulum. Gene Ontology annotation, biological process: response to endoplasmic reticulum stress; protein folding. Bases 51 to 1568 code for a protein of 505 amino acids. The transcript is spliced from 13 exons.